Elephantulus edwardii (Cape elephant shrew) is the source of this 966-nucleotide messenger RNA. RefSeq names its product calmodulin-lysine N-methyltransferase (gene CAMKMT). The transcript is spliced from 11 exons. Lineage: Eukaryota; Metazoa; Chordata; Mammalia; Macroscelidea; Macroscelididae. Gene Ontology annotation, molecular function: calmodulin-lysine N-methyltransferase activity. The coding region runs from base 1 to 966 and encodes 321 amino acids. Gene Ontology annotation, cellular component: cytoplasm. The record is from RefSeq and is a predicted model, not a curated record.
AUGGAGUCGCGAGUUGCAGACGUCGGGGCAGCAGAAGCUGCGCAGGCCGCGGGCGGGGGCUCGGCACGCGGCGGCGUCACUCAAGGGCCGGUUUCGGAGACGCUGGCAGCUGCUCGCUGGAAACUCCUGCGGCAGGUUCUGAAGCAAAACCAUGUGGAUGAUUGUCUGCGACAUAUAUCUGUAAGAAGAUUUGAAUCAUUUAAUCUGUUUUCAACGACAGAAGCUGAAGUGGAAACUGAAGAGGAAAUUGGUACAUGGGUCCAAUAUUCAAGUGUCUUCUAUCCUGAAUACAGUAUCUUCUUAAGACAUCAUAAAGGAUCUUUGAAUGUUGAAGAUGUUCUUACCAGCUUUGAUAAUACAGGAAAUGUUUGCGUCUGGCCAUCAGAAGAGGUGUUAGCACACUACGCCCUCAAGCACAAGGAUCUAUUCAGAGACCUUGCUGUGUGUGAGCUAGGGGGUGGCAUGACAUGCUUGGCUGGGCUCAUGGUUGCUAUUUCUGCAGAUGUCAAAGAAGUUCUGUUAACUGAUGGGAAUGAAAAGGCCAUCAGAAAUGUCAGAGACAUAAUCACAAAGAAUCAGAAGGCUGGUGUGUUUAAGACUCCGGAAAUAUCAAGCUGCGUUUUGCGAUGGGAUAAUGAGACAGAUGUCUCUCAACUGGAAGGACAUUUUGACAUUGUUAUGUGUGCUGACUGCCUGUUUCUGGACCAGUACAGAGUCAGCCUCGUUGAUGCAAUAAAGAGAUUACUCCAGCCCAGGGGGAAAGCAAUCGUCUUUGCCCCACGCCGAGGGAAUACGCUAAACCAGUUUCACAAUCUAGCUGAAAAAGCGGGUUUCUCUAUCCAAAGACAUGAAAAUUAUGAUGAACACAUUUCAAACUUCCACGGCAAGUUGAAAAAGGAAAACCAGAACAUCUAUGACGAAAACCUUCAUUACCCAUUUCUGCUUAUUUUAACCAAAAAUGGAUAG